AUGGCACUGCCCCCUAGUCCCCUGGCUAUGGAGUAUGUCAAUGAUUUUGAUCUGAUGAAGUUUGAGGUAAAAAGGGAGCCCUCUGAAGGCCGAUCUGGGCCUCCCACAGCCUCACUGGGUUCCACCCCUUACAGUUCAGUGCCCCCCUCACCCACCUUCAGUGAUCCAGGUGUAGUGGGGGCCACUGAGGGGGUCCGGCAGGGUCUGGAAGAGCUAUACUGGUUGGCUGCUCUGCAGCAGCAGCUGGGCACUGGGGAGGGGCUGGGGUUGAGUCCUGAUGAAGCUGUGGAGUUCCUGCAGGGACAGGGACCAGCCCCUGCUGAGGGACCUCUCUCCCACUACCCAGGAGGUUCAGAAGAAAUGGGUGGCCUGAACUCCCAGCUCCCGGGGCUGGCGGAGCGCUUUUCGGACGCUGCGUUGGUGUCCAUGUCGGUGCGUGAGCUGAACCGGCAGCUGCGGGGCUGCGGGCGGGAUGAGGCUCUGCGGCUCAAGCAGAGGCGCCGCACCCUGAAGAACCGCGGCUACGCCCAGGCCUGCCGCUCCAAGCGGCUUCAGCAGCGGCGCGGGCUGGAGGCAGAGCGGGCCCGCCUGGCCGCCCAGCUGGACGCCUUGCGGGCAGAGCUGGCGCGCCUGGCCCGGGAGCGUGACCUCUACAAAGCUCGCUGUGACAAGAUGUCAGCCGGCGCCCCUGGCCCCGGCCCUAGCCUUGGCCUUGGCCCUGACUCCGGCCGAUCCCCGCGCCCGGGGGACCACGGUCACUUCUUCCUCUGA
Molecule: messenger RNA, 771 nt
Organism: Trichosurus vulpecula (common brushtail)
Lineage: Eukaryota; Metazoa; Chordata; Mammalia; Diprotodontia; Phalangeridae
Gene: NRL
Product: neural retina leucine zipper
Exons: 2
Coding region: 1-771 (256 amino acids)
Biological process (GO): regulation of transcription by RNA polymerase II
Cellular component (GO): nucleus
Molecular function (GO): RNA polymerase II cis-regulatory region sequence-specific DNA binding; DNA-binding transcription factor activity, RNA polymerase II-specific
Source: RefSeq, a predicted model, not a curated record